GGGCAAGAAGAGGGGAAUGGAGUGAUGGAGAAAAACAUGGGCGCAGGAGCCGCUAGCCAGAACUUCAGAUCUGACUUCAGUGGCAGCUUCCUGAACAGCCAGAAAAGGCCAGCCUGGGGCAGGCGGGUCACAGAAGGGGGCGUGUCUAGUGAUUAGGCCACGGCUUUCGGUUUCUCCUUCCUGUAAACGCCUGCACUUCUGGGCAGCGCCACCAGCGCCACCGGGUGCGGGGACUUUCCGCGCUGCGGGGCCGCCCUUCUUCCCUUCCUUGGAGACUCCUGCGCAGCGGGGACGCGGAGAGUUCCAGGCUGGGACCAGACCCUGAACAGAGCGCACGAUGGCUGCGCUUGCUUGGCUGGCGGCCGCGCUGCUGCUGCUGGUCGACUGGCUGCUGCUGCGGCCCGGGCUCCCGGGAAUCUUCUCCCUGCUGGUUCCGGAGUUGCCCCUGCUCCGGGUCUGGGCGGUGGGCCUGAGUCGCUGGGCCAUCCUGAGGCUGGGGGUCCGCCGGGUCCUCGGUGUCACCACGGAAGCCCAUGGAUGGUCGGCUGUUUUGCCGCCACUGGCAGCGGCGCUGGGUUUAGCUCAGCCGGGACUUGCCUUAUUCAGAGAGCUGGCCUCCUGGGGAGCGCUCCGGGACGGUGACAACGUUGGAGUACUGUACUGGGGCAGUCGCCUCGACGCUUUCGCUCUCAGUUAUGUGGCAGCAUUGCCCGCUGCCGCGCUAUGGUACAAGUUGGGGAGCCUCUGGGCGCCCAGCAGCCGCAGGGGUGCUGGAGACAUGGUGUGUCGACUGUUAGGCUUCCUGGGUUCCGAGAAGCGGCGCCUCCACCUGGUUCUGAUGCUCUUGGUCCUCUCCUGCCUUGGGGAAAUGGCGAUUCCCUUCUUCACCGGCCGCAUCACUGACUGGAUUCUUCAGGAUAAGACGGCUCCGAGCUUUGCCCGCAACAUCUGGCUCAUGUCCGUUCUCACCAUAGCCAGCACAGUGCUGGAGUUUACUGGAGAUGCUAUCUACAACCUCACCAUGGGCCACAUGCACAGCCGUGCACACGGAGAGGUGUUCCGGGCUGUCCUUUGCCAGGAGACGGGGUUUUUCCUGCAGAACCCAGCAGGUUCCAUCACAUCUCGGGUAACGGAGGACACAUCCAAUGUCUGUGAGUCUGUCAGUGACAAGCUGAACCUGCUGAUGUGGUACCUGGGGCGAGGCCUGUGUCUCCUGGCCUUCAUGUUUUGGGGGUCGCUGUACCUCACUUUGGUCACUCUGCUCACCCUGCCCCUGCUUUUCCUUCUGCCUCGGAAGCUGGGGAAAGUGCACCAGUCAUUGCAAAUGAAGGUGCAGGAGUCUCUAGCGAAGUCCUCACAGGUGGCCAUCGAGGCCCUGUCAGCGAUGCCUACGGUGCGGAGCUUCGCCAACGAGGAGGGAGAGGCCCUGAAGUUUAGGCAGAAACUGGAGGAAAUGAAGACGCUCAACAAGAAGGAGGCCUUGGCCUAUGUAGCCGAAGUCUGGACCGUGAAUGUCAGGUCAGACCUGCUUUCCUGCUCCGUCCUGCCCCCACCCACAUUCCACUCUGCUAUGCAGGUUCUGCUCUCCAUCUAUCCCUGGAUGCAGAAGGCUGUGGGCUCCUCAGAGAAAAUAUUUGAAUACCUGGACCGGACUCCUUGUUCUCCACUCAGUGGCUCGUUGGCACCCUUAAACAUGGAAGGUCUUGUCGAGUUCCAGGACGUCUCCUUUGCCUACCCAAACCAUCCCGAUGUUCAGGUUCUUCAGGGCCUGACGUUCACACUGCACCCUGGAAAGGUGACAGCGUUGGUGGGGCCCAACGGGUCCGGGAAGAGCACCGUGGCUGCCCUGCUGCAGAAUCUGUACCAGCCCACAGGGGGCCAGGUGCUGCUGGACGGCCAGCCCCUGGUCCAGUAUGAUCACCACUACCUGCACAACCAGGUGGCCGCAGUGGGACAAGAGCCACUGCUAUUUGGAAGAAGUUUCCGAGAAAAUAUUGCCUAUGGCCUGAUCCGGACUCCAACCAUGGAGGAAAUCAGAGCUGUGGCCAUGAAGUCUGGAGCCCACGAUUUCAUCUCUGGACUCCCUGAGGGCUAUGACACAGAGGUGGGUGAGACUGGGAACCAGCUGUCAGGGGGUCAGCGACAGGCAGUGGCCUUGGCCCGAGCUUUGAUCCGGAAGCCACGCCUGCUUAUCUUGGACGAUGCCACCAGUGCCCUGGAUGCCAACAACCAGCUACGGGUCCAGCGGCUCCUCUAUGAGAACCGGGGACCGGCUUCUCCAGCGGUGCUGCUAAUCACGCAGCAGCUCAGCCUGGCGGAGCAGGCGCACCACAUCCUCGUUCUCAAAGACGGCUCCGUCUGCGAGCAGGGCAGCCAUCUGCAGCUCAUGGAGAAGAGCGGAGGGUGCUACCGGGCCAUGGUGGAGGCUCUUGGGGCUCCUUCAGACUGACAGGCCUCUGGACCUGCGCUCUGCACACUGCCCUCCUUCGCUGUCCUCUGCUCUGUGUGGCGGAGACCCUGGGAGCAAAGAUAUCACCACACCCAUUGGCCUGGCUCAGCUGAGGAGCAAGAUAAAAAUGUAACACUUGGGAGAUGCCCGGAAUUUACCACGAAUGUUAUCCCCACUCCUGCCCCUUAGACUGGAUUGCAGGUACCUCAGAGUGACCCUAAACGUGGAAGACCUUGAACUCCGGAUUCUCCCUCCUCCUCUCUUCUGGUGUUGUUCUGGUACCACAGCACCAGAACCUGGUUUAUGCAAUGUUGGGGAUGGAAGUGAUGAGAAGAAAUGCUCAAAAUGAAGCAGCUUUUAAUUAACCAAAGGCAUAAGCUGGCCUAUGGGUAACCCGUGGGCUCUUGAUAUUUAUAAUAAAACUGUUGUUUUGUACUGUAA
Molecule: messenger RNA, 2890 nt
Organism: Alexandromys fortis (reed vole)
Lineage: Eukaryota; Metazoa; Chordata; Mammalia; Rodentia; Cricetidae
Gene: Tap1
Product: transporter 1, ATP binding cassette subfamily B member
Exons: 10
Coding region: 338-2449 (703 amino acids)
Biological process (GO): oligopeptide export from mitochondrion
Cellular component (GO): mitochondrial inner membrane
Molecular function (GO): ATP binding; ATP hydrolysis activity; ABC-type oligopeptide transporter activity
Source: RefSeq, a predicted model, not a curated record